UUUUUAUCUAAUAAUUCAUUGACUAUCAUCUCAUUGACAAUAAUUAUAUUGAUUAUUAUGACACGCGUUACGUGCGAUAGUGAGGGUAGUAGUGAUAGUAGUAGUAGUGAAAGUAGUAGUGAUAGUAGUAGUGAUAGUAGUAGUGAUAGUAGUAGUGAUAGUAGUAGUGAUAGUAGUAGUGAUAGUAGUAGUGAAAGUAGUAGUGAAAGUAGUAGUGAAACUAAUAGUGAAAGUAGUAGUGAAACUAAUAGUGAAAAUAGUAGUGAAACUAAUAGUGAAAAUAGUAGUGAAACUAAUAGUGAAAGUAGUAGUGAAACUAAUAGUGAAAGUAGUAGUGAAACUAAUAGUGAAAAUAGUAGUGAAAAUAGUAGUAAAACUAGUAGUGAUAGUAGUAGUGAUAGUAGUAUUGAAAAUAGUAGUAAAAGUAGUAGUGAUAGUGAAAGUACUACUACUACUACUACUACUACUACUACUAAUAAUAAUAAUAAUAACGAUAAUAAAGACACUAAAGAUGACAACAAACAGGUGGACGACGACAGCAAAUAUCCAAUGGAUUUACUAUUCGGUGAAGACCUAUAUCCAGAGCAACACCCCAUCACCUACUAUGACAAGUAUGACCUGUCGUCGGCUGUCCGCGAAUCGGCCGAAGUGGUCACACCUCCCGGCGGUGACUAUGACUUUAAUGCAAUAAUUAAGAAAAUCAUUUUUGAUCCCAACUUUCUUUAA
Messenger RNA from Oppia nitens, 726 nucleotides. Its product is annotated as clumping factor B-like. The coding region runs from base 58 to 726 and encodes 222 amino acids. The transcript has 3 exons. The record is from RefSeq and is a predicted model, not a curated record. NCBI's taxonomy places the organism in Eukaryota, Metazoa, Arthropoda, Arachnida, Sarcoptiformes, Oppiidae.